Messenger RNA from Pseudo-nitzschia multistriata, 3547 nucleotides. The record is from the annotation of a GenBank genome assembly. NCBI's taxonomy places the organism in Eukaryota, Bacillariophyta, Bacillariophyceae, Bacillariales, Bacillariaceae.
CGUCUCCGGUUUCGUGACARUCCGUGACGGAGAUUGUUGUCCCGUACAACGGUUUGAACAACGUGCGAUUGCGGUUGCUCUCCCAGAGAUCCUACAAAGCGCAACGGAACSAUGUCCUACGAUUACGACGCCCUCGUGGCGGACAUCACCGAGUCCCGGCGGUUGGCGAGGGAAGCGGAAGAAGCCGCGAUCGGGACGAAGAGCGAGGGCGGAGAGCCAGAGAGUUCGGAGGCGCAUGCGCAGAGCCAACUCGCAGUCGUGGAACACCUGACGACCUCCGUCGACCGGUUCGAGACCCUGAGCGGCCACUGUCCYAUGACGCCCCUGCUCUGGAUGCAAUACGCCCUGGACGCUUCCGAGCUGGUGCGGAUGGUUUCGGAAGAGGCACCGGGAAAAGGGGUGAGCAACGAGGCCCUCCAGACCGGGCUCCAGUUGCUGGAGCUGGGGUUGCACGAGUUUCCCGGGUCGGCAGUCCUGAGGCUGCACUACGUCGAGGUGAUGAUGGCAUGGGCCGGGGGUCGGCUUGGGGAGGACGUCCAAAACGACCAAACCCAAGACGCCGUCGARGAAUGCAAAACGGCUCUCGAAAAGGCCAUCGAGGUCCUGGGAGACGGAUCGCAUCGCAACGAAUCGAGGUUGGUCGUGGAGUUUUUCAAGCACAGGUGCGACGUCGAGCGAUGGMCCGGUAAUGAUAGCAACARAGACCUUYUACAAAAGACGAUAUCGGACUUGUUUUUGAAACGAGCUGCGAUUCCCAUGGGCGAUGGUGUCAAUGCAGGCCUCGGCGAGGAAUACGCCAACUUUUGCACGAAUUCGUUGAAAACUGCACCGGAUGCAACCACACUAUCUCGGAUCGAGACGAACCGUCGAUUGGAAUCCAAGCACUUUGGGUUCCUAGUGACCCACGAAGACGACAUCGAUGUUGCCUUGAAGAUGGAAGCAGGAGUUUCCAACCGGGAUGGCAUCGAUCGGGUACUAGCAGCGAAUUCGGACAGCGACACGGASGCUGACAAUCGCAUUGAUGCAACAGCAGUUCUUUCGAAAUGGAAACGCAUUCUGAACCAGGAAAGUGGCAGCRAUUCUACAGGCUGUUGGAUGGCAUUGGGCGGACCGCACACGGCGAACGCAUUCGUCAAAUACGCCMAAGCCUGUAUUCGAUAUCGAAGUCCCCGGGGKWCCUACAACGAUGAAACCAUCGACGAGGAAGAGAAAAAGAACGAAAGUCUACUUGCCGCGAAAAUCAAGAACAUGUCCUUGUCGAUCUACGAACGGGGGGUUGCCGAAUGCCCGACGGUCGAAUCCAUUUGGCUGUCUUAUUUGCAACAGCUCAACUACCUGAUCGAACAGACGGAAGUGGAGCUCCGCGAGGCAAACCGUGCCGAAUCCACGGCAGCAACAGAAGCACAAACCACCGACAUUCGACAACGGCGAUCGAAAUUGCUGGCAGACGCUUCUGCGGUAGUCGAUCGUGCGAUACGGAACUGUCCGUACAGCACCGAGUUGGUAAAGGUCAAACUCGUGCUCGUCUUGCGCCGUGUCAACGCUGGAAUGCUGGUGCUGGAUCCAGAGAAUCUGAUGACGGAGCUCAUCCUGAAGGAAACACUCGCGAAUGGAUUCGUCGUAGCAGAAUCAGGGGAAAACGGUCCGGCUGCCGCACUCGAACUAUUCGGGGCCCUCCUGGACAUUGUUCGGAAGAGGAUAUUGUUCUUGUUGGCGGAGUUUGAUCAAACAAAAGUGACAACAACCACAACGAACUCUCAAAAGAAAARAUCAAAGACCACGGUAACAACCACACUCCAAUACGACGACCCCGAAUCCAUCCAAGGGAUCUUGUCGCCAAACAAAGCUAAUCCUGGUGAUGCUUCAAAUGGGAAGCGGAUGAGCGACUAUCUUCUGCAAGAGCUCGAAGAUCUUUGCAUUGAUCUCCGGGAAAUAUUUGACGAGGCCGAAUCSUAUCUGCGAAAGAACCAAGGAAAGUUUUCCAACAAAACAUCCAUCGAAGACGGUCGUGCCGCACUCGCCAAAGAAAAAGCCCUCACGGAAACCCACCUGGUGGCACCCCUCCUUCGCACGAUACAAUUCCUCCAAUCACAAAACGACAACGAACUCGAAACAAGGCGAGCCGCACAAAGCAAGGGCCGAGAGACACUGGCGGGAGUCUUGCGACACCACGACAAGGCAGCAAAGAUCGUACAGCCGAUYCACCCGAGUGUCUACUUGUCUUACAUUCAAGCGUUAACGGCCUCGAAUUCCGUGGUUUCCACAAUACUGUCGUUCCCUACCGACGUUUUGGCCAAUUUGCGGCGGCUCCGAUWUCUGUAUCAAAAGGCACUCAAGUCCGUUGGAAAACCCAAAGACAGAAACAAAAACGUGCAAACAUCCUCGGCAGGAAUAUCCGAAGCAGACGAACUCGAUUACGAAACAUCCUUGCGAUGUCUUUGUCGAGAUUAUCUGAUGUUUGAACGGCAUUUUGGUUCCGCUCGAUCCUACGAAGAUUGUGCCAAGUCUAUACAAAAAAAGAUGGCCAAAACGUUCGCUUUGAACCGCAACAACAAUGKCACAGGUGUUGCAACAACGAUCGUCAACGAAGAUUCAACAGCAAUUCCGAUGGAUCUUGAUAACAGUCCUUCUAGUACUAUGGAAAUACCAGACGAAGCAACCCAAAAGCGGAAACGGGAAGUUGACGAUGAACCUCGAAACCAAGAYGAAGAAUCACCCAGUGGCAAAGAUCUCUUACCACCAACGAAGAGGAAAAAAGAGGAAARCGACAAAGUCCAAACUGCUCCAAAGUCUUCGGAGCUGGCCGAGAAAGUGUCCAAUCCAACAACCUUYAAAGAAAUCGAAGAAGCCAAGGGCAACCUAAAACAUCCCAAACACAAGGUAAAGGUAGGAAACCUCGAGUAUCCCGCACAUCCGUUCACCGUUAAGGUCUCGUUUUUGUCUCCAAACACAGAGGACAUGGAUCUAGUGGAUGUCUUKCGUCCAAAAUGCGGGGCCGUGGUCCACGCCAAAAUAAUGCGAGAAAAACACCAUCACCACGGCAAGAAAGGCAAGUCCAAGGGCUGGGCCUUGGUUCAGUUCGAGGAACGAGAGUCGGUGGAAAAGGCACUCGCACUCUCGGACGUUAUUGGGAUACACAUGAAAUCCGUUCGAAUCGAGCGAAGCCAYCUUCCCGCGGUGGGCUUGGUYCCCGCUGGAUUGCACCGGGUCAACCCCAAGGGCGAAGGGAAGAGUACSAAACGRAAUCUUCAMAAGCGAAAAGAGCAACACGACAUUUCCAAGAAAGGGUCGAACWAUGCCCCCACCGAAAAGGGGGAGACAAAUGGUCCUCCAGUGGAAGGGAAAGCGAAGCCUAGUAGGAGUAGCACCAAAUCUACCGGGUCUUCAUCGGGAGCAAGUAUUUUUGCCUUUCGUCCCCGUGGCGUGGCUUCAAAUAUGUCUAGAAAACGAAAGUCCAAAAUCAACAUAUCGGAACAGAAAGAAAAACCCGAAAGAUAGCGACACCACUUCAUAGACUACCGUACUUUGAUAAAAUUGUAGUAUUUUA